This is a messenger RNA of Prunus armeniaca (apricot), 2160 nucleotides long. NCBI's taxonomy places the organism in Eukaryota, Viridiplantae, Streptophyta, Magnoliopsida, Rosales, Rosaceae. The record is from the annotation of a GenBank genome assembly.
AUGAGUUCGAAUUCGGAUUUGGUAAGCAUGUUGGAGUCGGCGCUAGGGGUUUCGUUCGGUGGUUCGGUGACGGAUUCGGUGGUGGUGAUCGCGACGACCUCAGUUGCGUUGAUACUUGGGGUUUUGGUGUUGGUGUGGAGGAGAUCCUCGGAUCGGAGCCGUGAGGUGAAGCAGCUGGCGGUGCCCAAGCCGCUGGUGGUGAAGGACGAAGAGGACGAGUUUGAGGUUGCGUCGGGCAAGACUAGGGUCACGAUCUUCUAUGGUACUCAGACUGGUACAGCUGAGGGCUUCGCUAAGGCUUUGGCUGAGGAGAUCAAGGCAAGAUAUGAGAAAGCUGCUGUCAAGGUUCUUGACCUGGAUGAUUACGCUGAGGAUGAUGAUAAAUAUGAAGAAAAACUGAAGAAAGAGACUUUGGCAUUUUUUAUGUUGGCCACUUACGGAGAUGGCGAGCCAACUGAUAAUGCAGCAAGAUUUUAUAAAUGGUUUACGGAGGGAAAAGAUCGGGGUGGUUGGUUACAACAUCUACGAUAUGGUGUUUUUGCUCUGGGUAACCGACAAUAUGAACAUUUCAAUAAGAUAGGAAAAGUGGUUGAUGAUCAACUUAGUGAAGAAGGUGCAAGGCGUCUCAUUCCUGUCGGCUUAGGUGAUGAUGAUCAAUGCAUUGAGGAUGAUUUUUCUGCUUGGAGGGAAUCAUUGUGGCCUGAGUUGGAUCAAAUACUCCGAGAUGAAGAUGAUACAAACUCUGUUGCUACGCCAUAUACAGCUGUGAUUCCAGAAUAUAGGGUUGUUAUUCAUGACUCUUGCGUUGUUACCUCUUAUGAGGAUAAUCUUUUGAAUAUGGCAAAUGGCAAUGCUUCUUUCGAUAUCCACCAUCCUUGCAGAGUUAAUGUUGCUGUUCAAAGAGAGCUUCACAAACCUGAGUCUGACCGCUCUUGCAUCCAUCUGGAAUUUGAUAUAUCUGGAACUGGUAUUACAUAUGAAACUGGAGACCAUGUGGGUGUUUAUGCAGAUAAUUGUGUUGAAACAAUUGAAGAAGCUGCAAAGUACUUGGGUCAACCUUUAGAUUUGCUGUUCUCCAUUCAUACUGAUAGUGAUGAUGGCACCCCUCUUGGAAGUUCAUUGCCGCCUCCUUUCCCUGGUCCUUGCACACUCCGCACUGCAUUGGCUCACUAUGCUGAUUUAUUGAACCCACCUCGGAAGGCUGCUCUUCUCGCUUUGGCUGCACACGCGGUUGAACCAAGUGAAGCAGAAAGACUUAAGUUUUUAUCAUCAUCUCAGGGGAAGGAUGAGUACUCAAAAUGGAUUGUUGGAAGUCAGAGAAGUCUUGUUGAGGUAAUGGCUGAGUUCCCAUCAGCUAAGCCUCCACUUGGUGUGUUUUUUGCUGCAGUAGCCCCUCGGUUACAGCCUCGUUACUAUUCCAUAUCAUCUUCACCAAGGUUUGCCCCCCAUCGUGUUCAUGUGACCUGUGCUUUAGUUUAUGGUCCGACUCCAACUGGCAGAAUUCACAAAGGAGUGUGUUCAUUCUGGAUGAAGAAUGCAGUGUCUCUAGAGAAAAGUCAUAACAGUAGCUGGGCUCCUGUUUUCAUUAGGCAAUCUAAUUUCAAGCUACCUGCUGAUCCUUCAGUUCCAGUUAUCAUGGUGGGGCCUGGUACUGGCUUCGCACCAUUCCGAGGAUUUCUCCAGGAAAGGAUGGCCUUGAAAAAGGAGGGCGCUCAGUUAGGUCCUGCACUUCUCUUCUUUGGUUGUAGAAAUCGCAGGAUGGAUUUUAUUUAUGAAGAUGAGUUAAAUAAUUUUGUCGACGAAGGUGUGCUGUCAGAGUUAAUUGUUGCAUUCUCACGGGAAGGACCAACAAAGGAGUAUGUCCAACACAAAAUGAUGGAUAGAGCAGCACACACGUGGGACCUAAUAUCUCACGGGGGAUACUUUUAUGUAUGUGGUGAUGCCAAAGGUAUGGCUAGAGAUGUUCAUCGGACUUUGCAUACGAUUGUGCAGGAGCAGGAAAAGGUGGACUCAACAAAGGCAGAGGCUAUAGUGAAACAACUUCAGAUGGAUGGACGAACAUUGGAAUUUUAUAUAUAUCUUCAAGGUCAGGCUUCAGCUGCGGGAUCUCUGCCCUUCAAAGUUAUAGCAGCAGAUUUGGACAAGAAUGUUGGAAACUGA